This is a messenger RNA of Cyclocybe aegerita, 3369 nucleotides long. The record is from the annotation of a GenBank genome assembly. NCBI's taxonomy places the organism in Eukaryota, Fungi, Basidiomycota, Agaricomycetes, Agaricales, Hemipholiotaceae.
AUGCACCCGACUACAAGCUCGAAUAGUCUGUCUACAUGGCUACAGGUCGGCCUCGUCAAACAAGGACUGCCCAACAAGCUGGUAUUCAAGAAACCAUGCUUUCCUUCACCCGUCAUCGUCGUCCAACGGUUCCAACACUCCAACAACCUCUCCAACCUUCUCCAUGAAACCCUUUCACUCCUUAUCUUACACCCAGCACAGCUCUACCCGGAAACACCAACUCGCGCCCCGGCCUCCGUAUCUGCACCGUACCUCGAUAACCCAUGGGCACCCGAGCCGCAAGGUCCUCUCAGUCCUCUGCAAACACCCGCUCAUUUUCCACCAGCUGAAAGCACUUACCUGAGGACUGGAACGUACCAACCCACAGGUUUCCAUACCCCGGUUCCUCUCUCUCCGGCUCUUCCAACUGUUCUUGAACAAAUGGAGACGGAAAGCACGGAUCAUUCGGGAAGUGAACCUGCCGAAAUUCGUUUCCUUCAGAACCAAACUCAGCUCACGGAAGCCAUCCACCUCAUGGCCAGGAACAUGUUGAAUAUGCCCAUGAUGCAGCCGCGUCAAGAGCUGACUCCUCGGCCCAAGUUGAAGGCUCCGGAUGUGUUCGACGGUACAAGCGCCCAAAAGUUGGAUCCCUUCCUCGUCCAGUGCAUGAUGUAUAUUUUGCUCCGGCCCCACAAGUUCACCACCGAAGACUCCAAGGUCGGCUUCAUUAUGUCGUACUUAUCCGGCUCCCCCUACAACUGGUUCCAAUCACAAAUCACUGCCGCCCUCGAAACCGGUAUGACCCAGCCGCUUCCGUGGCUUUCGGAUGUUGCGCUCUUCGUUCAGGAGCUCAAGCAACUUUUCGGCCCACGAGAUCCGGUUGCGGAUGCCGUUAACCACCUCGAGAAUCUCACCUUCCGAGACUCCGGCAAAGCAACGCGAUACACCUUGGAAUUCAACCAGUAUGCGGGUCGCACAGGAUGGAACGAACGAGCCCUUUAUCAUCAGUACUACAAAGGACUUCCGAACCGGAUCAAGGAUGAAUUUCCUCGUAUGGGCAAGCCAACCACCCUCAUUAGUUUGCAGCGAACCGCCCAAGAACUCGAUCAUCGCUAUUGGGAGCGCCAAAACGAGAUCAAUCGCGAAAAGCGCAAAGACAACGCCAACGGCAAGUCCGGCACCAGCAACAACAACAGCAGCAACAACUCCGGCUCAUCAAACUCCAAAGGCAACUCAGCCGGGUCGUCUUCCGGCUCCGGCUCUUCGAACUCCAAGUCCGGCUCCAACUCCAGCAACAACAGCAAGGAUAAGGAUAAGUCAAAAUCCAAAGGCUCUUCUUCGGAUAAGCCAAAUCCUCUGGCUGACAAGUUGGGUGCCGACGGAAAGCUCAAGCCCGAGGAACGUGAACGCCGGCUCAAGGGAGGCCUCUGCCUCUUCUGCGGCAAAGCUGGCCAUGUUGCUUCCGACUGUCGCAAGCGUAACUCCGCCAAAGGUCGCGCCUCGUCUACUACGGCCGCUCCUCCUUACACCGCUUCCGCACCUGCCGCUCCGGCUGUGAAGGACACUAAGUCCGGAACAGCAAAAGAGCCUUUUACAUUCUUUCCGACGUCUUCCGCAAUCCGAGGCUCUUCCGAGUCUAUCGGGCCGUUCGGCUUCCGCCUUACCGCCCACUCCAGUCAUUGCCGAGUCACUUCCAGUCCCUCCUAUUCCCAGCCUACUCCUUCCCUUCCUUAUGAACCUUCUCCCAAACCAUCCACUCCCUUGCCUCACGUUUCCCUCAUCAAUGCAGUCGCCUUCGCAUGCGCCUGCCGUCUUCCGGGGUCAGUCUUGUUCCAACUGGCCCUAUCCGGCGACGGUUCGGUCUCGGCUCGCUCUUUGGCUACCGACAACCCGGAACCCGUCGACCUCUCUUCCGUCCCGGAAGACUACCACGAAUUUCCGGACGUGUUCAGCAAAUCCAAGGCCGACACCCUCGCACCUCAUCAUCCCUAUGACCUCAAGAUCGACCUCGAGGAAGGUGCCGAGCCGCCCCUCGGCCGGAUGUAUUCUCUCUCCCCUACCGAACUUCAAGCCUUGGUUCCUGGAAGAGAAUACUACUUGAUCCAAAUCCUCUUCGUUCGGAAGAAGGACGGCUCUCUUCGGCUCUGUGUUGACUACCGCGGCCUUAACAAAGUCACCAAGAAGGACCGCUAUCCCCUCCCGCUCAUCUCCAACCUGUUGGACGCUCCCGGCAAAGCCAAGGUUUUCACCAAGAUCGACCUUUGGCACCUACCACCUGGUCAGAAUCGCGGAUGGCGACGAAUGGAAAACCACGUUCCGGACCCGCUACGGCUCCGAUUCAUGAACGACAUCUUCUCGGAUCUCAUCGAUAUUUCGGUUAUCGUCUACCUGGACGACAUUCUCAUUUACUCUUCAGAUCUCGCCUCACACAAGGAACAUGUCAAGGAAGUGCUCCGACGUCUUCGGAAGCAUGGACUUUACGCCUGGCCUGACAAGUGCGAAUGGCACGCCGAUCGUGUUGAGUACCUCGGCUAUAUUCUUUCGGCUGACGGUCUCUCCAUGGCGGCAGACAAGGUCAAGAUCAUCCAGGACUGGCCCGAGCCACGGAAAGUCAAGGACAUUCAGUCCUUCCUCGGCUUCGCCAAUUUUUAUAGACGGUUCAUUUACAAUUAUUCCGACAUCUGCGUUCCUCUCACCCGGCUCACUCGGAAAGGUGUUCCCUUCAAGUUUUCUGAUGAAGCCUGGGAAUCGUUCAACUACCUCAAGAAAGCCUUCACUACGGCUCCUGUCCUCACCCAAUGGAUUCCGGAUCGGCCCAUCAUCCUCGAAACCGACGCUUCCGACUAUGCCCUCGCUGCUAUCCUCUCUAUCGAGCUGACCAAUGGAGAAAUCCAACUGAACUCAACUAUGAUGUCCACGACAAGGAACUUUUCGCAAUCUAUGAAUCGUUCCGGAUCUGGCGGCACUACCUGGAAGGCUCUGGCACUCCCAUCGACGUUGUUACCGACCACAAGAACCUUGAAGGGAGGUAGCGACUACGCCACUGUCAACCCCCACAACUUCCGUCCAGUAUUUACCCAGGAACAGCUGGCUACGUCCCUCCGAGCGUCAACUCUGAUCACACCCUCUCUGCGUGGAGCUAUCACCCUCGACAUCGAAAAGCUUCAUGCCGACAUCCGAGAAGCCCUUCCGAACGAUCCAAUCUCUGCCGCUCAACUUCCAGCACCCUCUGACACCAAGUUCACUCUCUCCCCUGACGGCCUACUACUUCUCAACGAUCGUAUCUUUGUUCCGGACGUUAACAACUUGCGGAUCCGUGUGUUGCAAACCAAGCACGAUCAUCCGUUAGCCAGUCACUUCGGCCAGAACAAGACUCUCAAAUUGGUCUGA